Closterium sp. Naga37s-1 is the source of this 2016-nucleotide messenger RNA. NCBI's taxonomy places the organism in Eukaryota, Viridiplantae, Streptophyta, Zygnematophyceae, Desmidiales, Closteriaceae. The record is from the annotation of a GenBank genome assembly.
AUGCGCGGAUCGAAGGACCGCGUGGAGGUGUUCAAGCUGGCGGAGAACCUCUGGUUCGCCGGAACCGCGCAGCUUCCGCCGGCGGCGCCUGAAGGCGCGGCGAGCCACAACGGCAGCGACGGCAACGUUGGGGGCAACAACGAGGAUCGGAGCGAGCGGAAGCUGCAAGAUGCCGCUGCUAGCGCACCCGCACCCGCGCCCGCACCCGCACCCGCGCCCGCGCCCGCUGUGGAUCCCAUGGCGCAGCGAUUGGCGGAGGUGGGGGAAUUUUCGGCGCGCAUGACGGAGCUGAAACAAGUGGUGAAGCGGAAACCGGCGGUUGGGUUUCCCGGUAUAAGCCAGUACGACGAGGUUAACAGCGGUACAGCUCCUAAAUACAACAAUACAGUGGUCCGUGUAACUCCUCCUGACGUCGCCCUUUGUGUGGGCAACGGUUACAUCCUUCAUCUUGUCAACACAGCAAUGGUUGUGUAUGACAAGCAAGGGAAGCAGCUCACUCGCAUUAUCCCACACAACGAGUUCUUUGGGGUGCUGCCAAGGGUGGUGGAGAAGAGGGAUCCAAUCAGCGAGUCGAUACUGGGAGACAAGAUCGGCGACAUGUCGUGCACGUACGACCGCCGGGCCAGCCGCUUCUUCCUCUCCGCCAUGUGGUUUUCGGGGGGAUUCAACAACACGUACGACAAGUUUGGGCAGACGAGGAGGCGAGGCAACGUGACAGUGGGCGCAGGGCUGAUAGUGGCAGCGACAACCACCGACGACCCCACCCAGAAGUGGAACCUCUUCUUCAUCCCCGGCUCCAACGACGGCAUCAACUCCAAUCCGGACUGGAGGGCACCUCUCCACUUCAACACGUCUCGCCUCACCACGUUUUUGGACUACCCUCAGAUCGGCACCGAUGCCUAUGGAGUGUAUGUGUCAGCGAACCAGUAUUCAGAGGACGAGUCAUCGUGCUUCGGGGCGUCCAUAUAUGCAAUCGCCAAGGCCCAGCUGCAAGCCCCCGAGAGCACGACCAUUCUGCGCUUGGCCGUGCCCCGAGCAUCGGCCCUCAGCGCCCCAGCCUACAGCAUCCACCCGCAGAAGGUCGCUGCAGACGGGGCCUACGACUACCACCACGGAGGCACCAUGUGGUUCGGCUGGACGGGAUACCCCGGCUUUCCCGACGACACCGUGCUUGUCGCUAACUACACCACUAUUGGAGCCUUUGCUAUAACGGGUACAAGCGCUCUGGGGUCCCCUGAAGCCGAGAGCUUGGUUGAGCCACACUGCGCUGCCGUCAACACCCCGCCGUUCUUCAUUCCCCUGCCUGUGGACCAGAAACCCGGGCCUGUGCCCACAGCUUGGCAGAUGAACAGCACGAUCAAGCCCAUCGGCCCCUCGGAGAUCGAUGCAAGAGGGGUGGUGGUGAAUCCGGGAAGCAGGCACAUGUGGAUCAGCUUCAUGUCCGCCUUUGGCAAGGACAUGAGUGCUUCUGCCGUGGUGGCGAGGCUUCGCCUGUCUCUGAGGCCCAACCGCAAGUGGCGCACGCUCCGGGUGUUUUUGGAGCGGUUCAAAGUGGUGGGGGUGGGCGGAGGAAACAGCCUCAUUCAGGGCACCAUCGCUCUCAACAGCCGAGGCGUGGGCAUCAUGGCAGCGUCGCUGGCAGGGCGGUCCUUCUACCCCUCAGCUGCCUAUGCCACUCUCAACGCCAAUGUGGAUGUGGGCCGCAUCAACGUUGUGGGCGCGGGGAAGGCGCCUCUCGAUGACUAUAGGGGGUAUUUGAGCGGUACGGAGCAUCGUUACGGCGAUUACAUGACAGCGACGGUGGACGAGGAGGGCAACGCGUGGGCGGCAGUGCAGUACGUGGCGGGGCAGCCGCGCACCGAGUGGAGCAACUGGGCUACCUUCGUCUUCAAAGUCGCCCUGCACGGGGGGGAGGGGGGAAAUGGGGGGGAUGGGGGGAAUGGGGAUAAUGGGGGGAAUGAGGAUGACGGGGGGGAUGGGAAUGACGAGGGGAAUGGAGAUCACGAGAGGAAGUAG